AUGAACAUGGAUAGAUCUUUCACUUUAAGUGACGAUGAAAGUAUCAGUGAAUUUGAAAAAUUAGAAUCUACAUUACCUGAUUCCUUAAAAAGGUCAUCAUCAUCUUUAAUUGACUUGUUAGCCAAUAAUGAAAAUAUUUCAACUAGUAGUUUAGUUGGAAACCCUGGACCUGGUAGAAAUCGUGAACCUUUAAGAAACCAUUUAUAUUCAAAAUUAUCAAGAUCAGAAAAUGGUAGAGAAUCUUCACCAAUUCCAUUACCUAAACCUAAGUUUAAUGAAAAUAUUCAUAAACCUGCUAUGAAUGAUAAACAAUCAUCCACAGGGGUGUUAUGGGUCACAGAGAGAGCCAAUGAGUAUGGAUUUGGACAAAGUGAAGAAGGAGAUGCAGCCUGGGCCAAUUUAGGUCAAGGAUCUCCUGAACAUGGAGAUACUAUUCCUAAUUCUUUCCCCAGACCUCAAACUAUUCCAAUUCCUGAUAAGUCCAAAGGUUAUGCUCCAACUGCAGGUAUUAGAGAGUUAAGAGAAGCUGUUGCCAAUUACUAUAAUGAAACCUAUAGAACGCUGAAAUCUUCUAAAUAUACCUGGAAAAACGUAUGUAUCGUUCCUGGAGGAAGAGCCGGUUUAACUAGAAUUGCUUCUAUUAUCAAAGAUUGUUAUUUAUCUUUCUUUUUACCUGAUUAUACUGCAUAUGCUGAAAUGUUAUCACUUUUCAAGAACUUUAGUCCAAUACCUGUUCCUCUUAAUGAAAAUGACCAUUAUCAAUUCCAUCUCAAUUUAAUUAAAACCGAAUUGAAAAAGGGAGUAAGUGCUUUAUUAACAUCUAAUCCAAGAAAUCCAACAGGUAAAUGUUUAACUAAGUUACAAUUGUAUCAAUUACAUAAAUUAUGUAGAGAGAAAUGUUUAUUGAUAAUGGAUGAAUUUUAUUCCCAUUAUUAUUAUGAUGACAAUUGUUCCGGUUCAUCUAUAAGUUCAGCUGAAUUCAUUGAAGAUGUCAAUUCUGACCCAGUUUUGAUUUUGAAUGGGUUAACUAAAGCUUUCAGAUUACCUGGAUGGAGAAUUUGUUGGAUUUUAGGUCCUGAAGAUUAUAUAAAUGCUUUAAGUUCCGCUGGUUCUUAUUUGGAUGGUGGUUCUAAUAGUCCAUUCCAAUAUGCUGCUAUUGAUUUCUUGAAACCUUUGAAUGUGAAAAAUGAAAUGAAGGCUUUACAAUUACACUUUAAAAUGAAAAGAGAUUAUAUCAUAGGCAGAUUAACUAAAAUGGGGUGGUCUUUCAAUGAAUCAAAUACCCCCAAUUCCACCUUUUAUUUAUGGUUAAACUUAUCCCACUUACCAGGAAAAUUAUCUAAUUGUUUAGGUUUCUUCCAUGAAUGUUUACAUUCCAAAGUUAUUGUUGUUCCUGGAUUCUUCUUCUUGAUUAAUCCCCAAAACUUAUCCAACUUGGAAGACGUUAUUUGGUAUAAUUAUGUUAGACUUAGUUAUGGACCUGAAUUACACCAAUUAGAGUUAGGUAUGGAUGGUAUUGAACAAGUUUUGAACAGAUUCGGUUGUUUACCUUAUAGUCUUAAAUAA
Messenger RNA from Yamadazyma jaroonii, 1566 nucleotides. NCBI's taxonomy places the organism in Eukaryota, Fungi, Ascomycota, Pichiomycetes, Serinales, Debaryomycetaceae. The record is from the annotation of a GenBank genome assembly.